Lithohypha guttulata is the source of this 1284-nucleotide messenger RNA. RefSeq lists its product as uncharacterized. Bases 1 to 1284 code for a protein of 427 amino acids. The transcript has a single exon. The record is from RefSeq and is a predicted model, not a curated record. Gene Ontology annotation, molecular function: FAD binding. NCBI's taxonomy places the organism in Eukaryota, Fungi, Ascomycota, Eurotiomycetes, Chaetothyriales, Trichomeriaceae.
AUGGUUGAAGACCUCAGGAAGACAGCAGAACCUCCCAAGACGAAAGCCGAUGUCAUCAUCGUUGGGGCUGGUCCCGUUGGACUUCUUACAGCUCUUGGCCUCGGAAGAGCUGGCAUCGACACCCUCGUGAUAGAGGCGCACCAUGAGCUGUUGCCCACUACAAGAGCAAUGGUAUAUAUGCCCGUCGUAUUACCUGUGCUACGAAAGCUCGGCAUUCUGGACACUAUCCUUCAACAUGCUUACCUCAACAAGGAAGGUGUCAAAUGGCGGGAUAUCCAUGGUAAGGUGCUGGCUCACUUGCCAUUAGGAGGAGAUGACACUAAGGAGUUUGGUGGCGUGCUUCUCAUAGGACAAUGGAAGAUGAAUGAACUCAUCCUGAAGGAGUUAGAAAAGUUUCCGUCAGUUGAAGUGCAAUUUGGUAUACGAUGUGUCGGCCUAGACGACAACCCCAAAUCCGAACGAGUUCAAAUCAUGACUCAUACAGGAUCGUUACUCGACAACGACACUUUCAUAGAGGCCCGCUAUGUUGUGGCAGCAGAUGGUGCCAACAGUGCUAUUCGACGCAUGGCCUGUUUGCCAUUCGAGGGUUUCACCUACCAAGAAUUCAAGAUGAUAGGUACAGAUGUCAUCUACGACUUCAUGGGUCAAGAAGCUUUGAGCCCACUCAACUUUGUUGUGCAUGAAGACGACUGGGCAGUCAUCGCUUAUACUGGCCAGGACGAAGGCGGUCUUCCGUGUGGUUCCGGGAAGCCGCAGUGGCGAGUCGCUUAUGUUGAAGAUCCUGACUUGCCUAGCUCGAAGGAAGACUACUUGAAACGAGCUGAAGAUCAGAUCAGGAAGUAUACCACUAAGGGAGACGCCAACUUCAAGAUAAUCAGGGCAGAGCCAUAUCUCAUGCAACAACGCGUUGCUACUCAAGCUCGUAAGCAGCGUAUUCUGCUUCUUGGUGAUUCUUUGCACAGCAAUAACCCUAUUGGUGGUUUGGGCCUGACAGGCGGGAUUCUGGACGCCUUCUGCUAUGGCAAUGCCCUCAGACGAGUUAUUAAGGACGGCGAGCACGAUAUUCUGCUUACUACAUGUGCUUUGGCACGUCGCAACGCAUGGUGUGGAGUGACCAACAAGUUGUCUCAAGACAAUAUGCAACGACUCUACUCAAAAGACCCGAAGGUCAUUGCGGCCCGAGACAAAUUCUUCCACCAGCUUAACGAUCCUAAGGACGGCAGGAAGUUUGCUAGUGCUGUAGGAAAUGGCUUGAACAACAUGAUGACAGAGGACUUCUUGUGA